Messenger RNA from Carassius auratus (goldfish), 1675 nucleotides. Its product is annotated as NXPE family member 3-like. Bases 1 to 1602 code for a protein of 533 amino acids. NCBI's taxonomy places the organism in Eukaryota, Metazoa, Chordata, Actinopteri, Cypriniformes, Cyprinidae. The record is from RefSeq and is a predicted model, not a curated record. The transcript is spliced from 7 exons.
AUGAGGGUUCUAUGGACAUUGGAUAUUGGGAAUCAGAUGUCUCCAUUUCUGACCCCCAGGCCUAAACCAGCUUCCGGAAAUAAAAAUAGCAAUUAUUAUUAUGCAGUAUCCUCACUUGAUAUGGGAAUCAGUGAUGAGGAAUGGGAAAGACUGCAGAAGGCUCUUGACUGGCCUGGUCCAGAUAAAGAAAUCAAUCAGCUGAAUCUGAGCACAAGCCCAGUCCACUCAACAUUCUCUAUUGUGGGACUCAAAAACAGUUACAAAGUGGGAGAUAACAUCUCCAUUAUUAUCACAGCCAGAGACCACAACAACAACAUGAAAAGAUACGGAGGAGAUUUUUUCAAAGCAAAGCUUUUCCAUUCAAACCUAAAGGCGAGUGUGUAUGGGGAGGUUCUGGAUCAUUGUAAUGGAACGUACUCUGUUGUUCUUCUCAUGCCCUGGGAAGGUCAGGCACAAGUUUUUGUACGUCUUGAGCACUCCAGCGAGGUUGUACAGAUUCUUAAAAAAUACAGAGAGUCUUCAUUCCCACGCAGCCACUAUAAUGGCCACUUUGAAGGUCCAGGCCCCGAAAACACCAGGAUCAGUGAAGUAGUAGAAUGCAAUCUUAAGUGGGGUGGAGAUGGAAGUUGGAGUAAAGGCAACUGCUGCUGUGAGUAUGAGGAUAUAAAAAUGAGGACGGUGUGGCAGUGUGAGAGACCGAAGAAACUUUCCUGUGACAAACUGGUUCAUCACUCAAUGGGAGGUUUUAAAAGCCCUUUAAAUGCAUUUGAGAAUCAACUUUUUACAAAGGAAUUAACAAAUGUUGCUAUUUCUGGAGAAAAAAUCAACUUAAAUGUCCUUUCCAACACUGCAGGCAAUGGCACAAUGGAGAGAUGCAGAUCUGGCUUGACAACACUGGUUCCAGCUGGGUUCUAUUUGAAAGAUGUUUGGAAGUCUUUUAUAUGCAACACUCAACAGUUCAAUUCCACCCAAAUGGCAAAUUGUCUUAAAAACAAAAUUAUCUACUUGUUGGGAGACUCCACCACAAGGCAGUGGUUUGAGUAUUUAGAAAGAAAUGUGCCAGGCUUAACAAGAAUGGAUCUCCACACUCCUCGUACAGGUGGACCCCUGAUGGCAGUGGAGAUGAAAAAUAAUAUAAUUGUGCACUGGAAGCCACACGGUGUUCCUUUGCGAUUUUAUAAAAUGCUCAUUACCGACCUGCAUCAUAUUGCCAAUGAAAUUGAUGAAAUAGCUGGUGAUCCUCAUGCAGUUGUUGUCUUCACUAUCUUUGCCCAUCGGGUUUUCCACCCAAUAACAUUUUACAUCCAUGAAGUGGCCAAAAUCCGUCAGUCUGUUGUUGCGUUGCUGAGCCGUGCACCACAGACUACUGUCAUCAUCAAGUCUGGAAACACUGCAGGACGAAAGAAUAUUUUUCAAAGUGAUUGGUUAACCAUGCAGCUGAACACAGUGAUGCGAGAGAUGUUUAGAGAUGUUCAUGGAAUAAUCUACUUAGAUGUAUGGCAGAUGACUUCCUGUCACUAUCUACAUGAAAAUAUUCACCCAGGACCUGUUAUCGUUGCUAAUGAGGUCAAUCUGUUUCUGUCAUAUGUCUGUCCUAUCUGAUUAAUCAUUUACAAUUACACAGCCCCAAAGAAUAAUAUUUAUCUUGCUUUGCUAUCAUCCGCAAUGUACACAC